Molecule: messenger RNA, 459 nt
Organism: Oenanthe melanoleuca
Lineage: Eukaryota; Metazoa; Chordata; Aves; Passeriformes; Muscicapidae
Exons: 2
Coding region: 1-459 (152 amino acids)
Source: RefSeq, a predicted model, not a curated record
AUGGAGCGGCGAGCGGCGGGAGGGGCGCGGGGGUGGGAGCGGCCGGGGGCACUGCUGCCCGCGCUGCCUGCGCUGCCCCCGCCCCGCCCGCAGGUGAACCCCCGGGCCGCUGUCCCCGCACCCUCGGACCGAUGUCCCCGUGUCCCCCGCAGCCCCGGGCCGGAGUCCCGGUGUCCCCCGCACACCCCCGGCUCGCUGUCUCCGUGCCCCCCACAGCUCCGGGGCCGCUCCCUCUCCGCCCCCCGCCCCCCCGGCGGACCCCCUCACCUCCGCAGGGCGCUCCCGGCCGUGGCCGCCCGCCCGGUGCCUCCGCGGCCAUGCGGCUGCCGGGAGCGGAGCGCGGGGCUGCGCCGAGUGCGCGGGCGCGGGGCGGCGGCGGAGAGAGACGGGGAGCGGUGGGGAGCUAUGGGGAACGAUGGGGAGCGGUGGGGAGCGAUGGGGAGCGGAAAAACUCCUUAG